This is a messenger RNA of Purpureocillium takamizusanense, 694 nucleotides long. RefSeq lists its product as uncharacterized. The record is from RefSeq and is a predicted model, not a curated record. NCBI's taxonomy places the organism in Eukaryota, Fungi, Ascomycota, Sordariomycetes, Hypocreales, Ophiocordycipitaceae. The transcript is spliced from 3 exons. The coding region runs from base 128 to 349 and encodes 73 amino acids. Gene Ontology annotation, cellular component: mitochondrial inner membrane. Gene Ontology annotation, biological process: mitochondrial respiratory chain complex IV assembly.
UUUCGCCGGCGGAAUCCCUGGGCGGCCCAUCUUCGCGUGGAUCUCGCCGACGACAUUGUUCGCAGAGUUCCAACUACAUCUCUCUGACUUACAGGCGCUCCUUUCUCAGGGUUCCGCGACGCCAAAGAUGCCUGGAGCGCACUCAACCUACUACGACCGCCGGCUGCGCCAAGGCCAGGCCCUCAUCCGCGCCAGGCGGCCAUAUCUCGUCAAGAACACCGUCACGGGGCUGGGCCUGAUGGCCAUCGUCGGAGGCAUAUACUACUACACACUAAACGCAGUCGGACAGGAUGACUUUGAAGACGUCAAGGUCCCCGAGGCUCCGAGGAAACCCACAACGGCCAAGUAACGUCGCCACCACUACAGCAGAAGCGAUGCAGAUACCUCAUCACAAAGUCAUAUGAUGGGACUGCCGCCUCAUCGAAGGACACUGCACUCUCGAUCACGAGCGGUAGGGUCAGCCAGCCUUUUUGACACCAGCAACGCCUAGCGCGGUGUUCCUCAUUCAUGCCAUCUCCCAUCCUCACAAUCACCGCCUAGGCGGUUCAAAAUUUCAUAUAUCAUGUACAAUACCCAGCAUGUACCCUUUCCCACAAUUUGUACGAGUAACGCCUCAAUCACGGUACAGUCCGUUUGUACAAAGGGCAAGUCGUGUCAAGCAGCCCCAUGUCUUCCGUACAAUGAUCAUGUCCCG